AUGAAUGUAGCAGAGUUCAAGCGGGCGGUCCCAAGUAUACCGAGCAGUACGUAUCCCUCGGCCAGGAAGAAGACUCUUCUUCCCUCGCUCCUACCGUCAUCAAUAGAAAGUACCAACUACUUCCACUUCAUCGAUUACUUCAAAACCAACGUCUUCAACCCCCUUUACGUUGCUGAAUCUGUACGCACUUGGCGGACCUACACCACUAGGACGCGCCCACCAUUCAAUUCAACACUCACCCCCCAGACGGUAGAGUCGAGUGAGCGCUCGUGA
Molecule: messenger RNA, 273 nt
Organism: Morchella importuna
Lineage: Eukaryota; Fungi; Ascomycota; Pezizomycetes; Pezizales; Morchellaceae
Exons: 5
Coding region: 1-273 (90 amino acids)
Source: RefSeq, a predicted model, not a curated record